This is a messenger RNA of Galeopterus variegatus (Sunda flying lemur), 1976 nucleotides long. RefSeq names its product WNT1 inducible signaling pathway protein 3 (gene CCN6). Lineage: Eukaryota; Metazoa; Chordata; Mammalia; Dermoptera; Cynocephalidae. Gene Ontology annotation, molecular function: heparin binding; integrin binding. Gene Ontology annotation, biological process: signal transduction; cell adhesion. The record is from RefSeq and is a predicted model, not a curated record. Gene Ontology annotation, cellular component: extracellular matrix; extracellular region. The transcript has 7 exons.
CGUGUGUGUUCUGCGGAGGAGCCGUGCACACAGGGGAGCUUUGUGUGCUGGGCCGCGCCGGCCCCGGGUCUCUGUGCCCGGCAGCAUGCAGGCGCUGCUCCCCCCCGCUCUGCUCCUCGCCGGCCUGGCCCAGUUCUGCUGCAGGGCACAGGGCACUGAGCCACUAGACACGACACCUGAAGGCAGACCUGGAGAAGCGUCAGAAGCACAUUGGCGUAAACAGUUUUGUCACUGGCCCUGCAAAUGCCCUCAUCAGAAGCCCAAUUGCUCUCCUGGAGUGAGCUUGGUGAGGGAUGGCUGCGGAUGCUGUAAAGUCUGUGCUAAGCAACCAGGGGACAUCUGCAAUGAGGCUGACAUCUGCGACCCACACAAAGGGCUGUAUUGUGACUACUCGGCAGACAGGCCUAGGUACGAGACUGGAGUAUGUGCAUACCUUGUAGGUGUUGGAUGUGAAUUUAACAGGGUACAUUAUCAUAACGGCCAAGUGUUCCAGCCCAGUCCCCUGUUCAGCUGCCUCUGUGUGAGUGGGGCCAUUGGAUGCACGCCUCUGUUCAUACCAGAGCUGGCUGACACUGACUGCUCUCGAGCUGAAGGUGGAAAGAAGUCUAAUAAAUCAAACUGUGGCCUGGGACCAUUACAACAGCAGCUCUCAAGCUACAAAACAAUGCCAGCACACAGAAAUGCUGCAUAGACUUGGAAAAGAAAAUGUCUUGUGCAAGCAACAAAGUGGACUCCCUGCUCCAGAACUUGUGGGAUGGGAAUAUCUAGUAGGGUAACAAAUGAAAACAGCAAUUGUGAAAUGAGAAAAGAGAAAAGACUGUGUUAUAUCCAGCCUUGCGACAGUAAUAUAUCAAAGACAGUAAAGAUCCCCAAAGGAAAAACAUGCCAACCUACCUUCCAACUCUCCAAAGCUGAAAAAUUUGUCUUUUCUGGAUGCUCAAGCACUCAAAGUUACAAACCCACAUUUUGUGGAAUUUGCUUGGAUAAGAGAUGCUGCAUCCCUAAUAAGUCUAAAAUGAUUACCAUUCAAUUUGAUUGCCCAAAUGAAGGGUCAUUUAAAUGGAAGAUGCUGUGGAUUACAUCUUGUGUAUGUCAGAGAAACUGCAGAGAACCCGGAGAUAUAUUUUCUGAGCUCAAGAUUCUAUAAAAACAAGCAUAUGGAGGAAAAGUUAAGCCACCUGCUAAUAGCCUUCUGGCUUUCCCCUAAUAACAGGAUUUACAAAAUUCUGAGUAUUUGCCUAUUAACCUAAGAUACUGGACACAGUGGAGGGACCCAAGCACCAAGUUAUCUCGUGAAGCCUGGACUCUUCAGUGAUCACAGCCAUGUAAUACCAAGAGUUCCUAAGGAGAAAGUGGAAGAGUACCUUCUUGGAUGAAAGUCAAAGGCUACAGAAACAUUGAUUUAUUCUGUCCUAAUAGCACUUCCUCCAUACCCUGCUCUCUGAUAUGGUGGUAGGAAAGAACUCAAAUCAAGAGUAGUCUAGGAAAUGUCAGACUUUUUCUCUCCGAGGCUUUGAUUGGGAUGCUAGCUCUCUGUACAUUAGGGAGUAUACUAAAUGUCAAUCAAUUAUCAGCCUAAAAACACAUGAUCUCUACCCUAAAUUUUAUUUUCCAAGGACAUCAGAGAUUGCAGAUACAAGGAGAUGGUUCCUAGGUGCCACAACACUAUUGCUCUCUUCUUUAGCCACUAUACCAAGACUGAUCCUUAGCAUCUCAGUUCCUUCCACAGCAUUUAAACUGCCUUUCUUUUUCGUUGUAGUCAAAGAUUACUGAUCAAUAGUCAGAAAAAGCAGCUUGUUGUAGAGAAACAACUGCAGUAAUGUUGCUGGAAUGAGCUUAAGACUAUAAACAUGGACUAUUGACUCAAAGCAUUUUUGUUCAGGAGAACUUACACGGUUAUGUUAUUUAUUCACUAUAAUGUAGCUGUUCCAUGCUUUGUCCUGAUAGCAACUCUGAUGCAAAUAAAUCUUCCAUUA